Coregonus clupeaformis (lake whitefish) is the source of this 3941-nucleotide messenger RNA. RefSeq names its product phosphatidylinositol glycan anchor biosynthesis, class N (gene pign). The coding region runs from base 385 to 3180 and encodes 931 amino acids. Gene Ontology annotation, molecular function: mannose-ethanolamine phosphotransferase activity. Gene Ontology annotation, cellular component: endoplasmic reticulum membrane. The transcript has 29 exons. Gene Ontology annotation, biological process: GPI anchor biosynthetic process. The record is from RefSeq and is a predicted model, not a curated record. Lineage: Eukaryota; Metazoa; Chordata; Actinopteri; Salmoniformes; Salmonidae.
CCAUUGCUGUAGCUCAGUUGAAACGUCAUAUUUACAACAAGGAAGUGGCGCUGUAGCGUUAAAGUGUGGACUGAUUUAUUUUAUAAGCUGCUUAGAAAGACAGACAGCAGGUUUUUAAAGCCUGUCGCGCCGGUAGAUAAGCGUGACACACUGUCCUAAAGGUUGUAUAAGUGUGUUUCUUAAUUUAGUUAACCUGAAACUAGGCUCUGUUGAUGGGUGAAGUUGGGUCGCUAGACAGCAAGCAGUGGCAGGUGUGUGUCUUGUGUGUGUUUGAAUGACUUGAAACUCAUUUAUUCAAGAUUCCAAGUGACUAGUCUGCCACCGGCUUGAAACAAGAAAGUGUGGAAAGAACCUCUGGGGUCUCCCCAGCCUCCAGUCUUCAUCAUGAGGAUGAUAAUGUUCUUCCUGGUUGGACUUCUGGUCCAUGUCAUUUUCUUCAUCUCCAUCUUUGACAUCUACUUCACGUCGCCCCUGGUCCACGGCAUGGCCCCCCAGGUGUCCCCCCUGCCUCCCCCUGCCUCCCGCCUGCUGCUGGUGGUUGCAGAUGGACUCAGGGCAGACAGCCUCUAUAAGCCUGAUGCCAAUGGGUCCACCAGGGCACCUUACUUAAGGAGUGUGAUGGAGGAAACAGGGAGUUGGGGUGUGUCACACACUCGUGUUCCCACUGAGUCUCGACCUGGACACGUUGCUUUGAUCGCUGGCUUCUACGAAGAUGUCAGCGCUGUAGCUAAAGGCUGGAAGGAGAACCCAGUGGAGUUUGACUCAGUGUUCAAUGAGAGCAGACACACCUGGUGUUGGGGCAGCCCUGACAUCCUGCCCAUGUUCGCCAAAGGUGCCAGUGGGGACCAUGUGUACACCCACACCUACCCAGCAGAGAGAGAGGACUUUGCCUCCACCGACGCCUCCAGACUGGACACCUGGGUCUUUGAUGAAGUCAAGUGGUUCCUCCAGUCUGCCAGAGAGAACUCCAGUCUGAUGUCCAGUCUACAGAAGGAUCAGAAUGUCUUCUUCCUCCACCUACUGGGCAUUGACACCAAUGGACAUGCCCACAGACCCAUGUCACAGGAGUAUCUAGAGAACAUACGUCUGGUUGACUCAGGGGUGAAAGAGCUGGUCUCCAUGGUCGAGGACUUUUUUGACGACGAUGGAAGAACAGCCUAUGUGUUCACCUCUGACCACGGCAUGACCAACUGGGGCUCCCACGGUGCAGGCCACCCCUCUGAGACCCUGACCCCGUUGUUGGUGUGGGGGGCUGGGGUUCACACUGCUCAGAGAGUUACUGACCCCCAGAACUACUCAGAUGGAUACCUACAAGAAUGGCAGCUGGAGGGCCUCCGCAGGGUUGAUGUCAAUCAGGCAGACGUAGCACCACUGAUGUCAUCUCUUAUUGGAGUACCUAUCCCUCUCAACUCUGUGGGUGUGUUACCACUGCAGUACCUGAACAACAGUGACCAGUUUAAAGCUGAGAGUAUGUACUCUAAUGCCAUCCAGAUACUGGAACAGUUUAAGGUGAAGAUGGCUCAGAAAAAGGAAACAACUUUAUCCUUUCUCUUCACACCAUACCAGUUGCUGACAGAGUCACGCCAGGCAGAGUUUAUCAACAAGGCCAGGGUUCUGAUCCAGCUAGAGGAAUAUGAAGAAGCUAUCUCUCUGUGUAGGUCUCUGAUGGGCCAUGCGUUGGAGGGUCUGUCCUACUACCACACCUAUGACCGGUUCUUCCUGGGCUGUAGUGUUGUGCUGGGGUUCACAGGCUGGACCUCCUACGUGGUUCUAGUUAUACUGAAGACACACGCCAGUCUCAGGAGACCACCCACUGACCAGGUGUCUGGUAAAACCCUGUGGUGGAUGGGUGUGGGAGCAACGCUGCUGAUUGGAAUGUUCCUGACGAUCCAGAGAAGUCCAGUUACCUACUACAUCUACUGUCUACUGCCUGUCCCUGUCUGGUACUCUGUCCUCAAAGAGUUUGGAACUCUAACAGACCUGGUUCGUUCGUACAGUUCGCUACCACUGGGUAAAUGCUUUGGCUACUUUGUCCUGGUCACAUUUGGGAUUGAACUUCUGGUGGUGAGUUUCUUCCAUCGGGCCAUGCUGACUGUAGGCCUGGGGGUUCUCUCUCUCUGGCCCCUGCUCUCUGGCCUCUACAGCAAGGCCAAGUUUAGGUCAGUAAGCUGGGUCCUGGGUUGUUUGUUUCUGGCCACAUUUCCCAUGAUGCCAGUUGUGGGGAGAGAACCCAACAUUCACAUGGUUACCUGUGCAGGUGUACUCUCAUUGUUCAUUUCCGCCUGUUACCUCUGGUCAGCACGGAAACGGACUACACUACACAUGACUGACCGCUACCUCUUCAUCUCCCAGAUGCUCCAUGUAGCAGUGUGUGCCUAUGUGCCCACCAGCACCCACUCCAGUCUGCAGCUGAAACAGGGUCUGCCUCUCCUCAACCAGAUCAUCAGCUGGACUACACUGGGUUCUUCUCUGUUUGUUCCUUUGUUGAGUUCUACUCGUCUGUUCCAUCGUCUGCUCAGUAUCUUCCUCUCCCUCACAUCCACCUACCUACUACUGAGUACCGGGUCUGAGGCUCUGUUCCCCCCAGUCCUGUCCUGGCUGAUGUUUGUGUGGAUCAACAUGGAACAGGAAGCCAUGCUCUCUCAGGGUAUCUCUGGGAGACAGGAGCUGUCCACCCUUGACUUCUCUGAAAACAUUGACAUCACCAAGAUCAGACAACUAAAGCUGGAUGACAUCAGAAGAUCCUACUUCUUUGUUUUCUUCAUAAUUACAGCCUUCUUUGGUACAGGGAACAUAGCAUCCAUUAACAGUUUUGAUCCAGCCUCAGUGUACUGCUUCCUCACUGUCUUCAACCCCUUUAUCAUGGGAGGCCUGAUGAUGUGGAAGGUGAUAAUCCCAUUCAUCAUUGUUAUGUGUACAUUUGAAACCAUCCAGGUCUCUACACAACUUUCCUCCAGAAGUCUGUUCCUCAUCGUCCUGGUGAUUUCUGACCUGAUGGCUCUGCAUUUCUUCUUCCUAGUGCAGGACUAUGGGAGCUGGCUGGACAUUGGCACCAGCAUCAGCCACUAUGUGAUUGUGAUGUCCAUGACCAUUUUCCUGAUGCUGCUCAGUCUGAUGACCCACAUCCUCACCUCCAGGAGAGUCUCUCUGUGGAAGACACGCAAGAUGCACUUCCCCUGAACACUAUCUCUCUCUCUCUCUGUGUGUGUGUUAGUCUGUCUGUGCCUGUCUGUGUGUGUGUGUGCAUGCGUGUUUGAGUUUUUAUCAUGCCUAUUUAUUAACAUUCUCGAUUAGAUUUACCUGAAGUGCACAAUUAUGCAAAGCAAGAUGCUGUUGGACUAACUUUUGAUGUGCACUGGAAUUGUAUUACUGUAGAGGUCUACAUUAAAACUGUGGCUUAUUAAAGUGAGUGUAGCAAAAACGUAACCACAUGUAAUAUAUGGCGUUAUUCCCGUAAAACUUCAAUUAAACACAGUCUCAAAUAGCUGCCUGUCCCUUUUGAGUAGCCGGGGAACGGCACACAUUUCAGCAAAUUAACACCUGUUUCAAAUAAAUGCUGGGUCUAAAUGAAAUUGUUUACAAGGUUACCAUGCAUUGCCAUUAAUUGUUUACGAGGUUUAAUGUUUGAUUUGUUAAAUUUCACAAAUCCUGUAAUGACUCGAAAAAAUUAUGGCAAUCAUCAAUUUUUAUCGCCAGUAAUAAGCUGGUAGCCAUUGGCUGUGAAAAGCUGAGAACUGCUAGCUAACUGGCAACCACAAAAAGUCAACAACUUCGGGAGUACAGACCCCCAGAAAUUGGCAGUAAGAACUGCCGAAAAUGCACAGUCAAAGAGGAGAAUAAUUAUAGGUAUUCUGGCAAGGCUCUUUGGGGGAAGAAAUACAGUUGAAGUCGGAAGUUUACAUACACCUUGGCCAAAUACAUUUAAACUCAGUUUUUCACAA